AAAGUCUAGAAGGUGGAUCCAGUUAAAGUCAAACAAAUAAGAGGCGGGCCGGAUGGGGGGCUCUUUUCUCAUGAGUGAUUGGAUAACGUUAUUCAAAAACAAGCCUCCCAAAACAGAAGACGAUGAAGAUGCCUCUCAAGUAGGUGUUAACAAGGCCAGCAAAGGAGGUAUCAUCUAUGGAGACUAUCUGCAGCUUGAUAAGAUAGUCUCAGCCCAGGUCCUGCAGAGUGAAGUACAAGGUAACAAGAUCCAUGAUGAGCACCUCUUCAUCGUCACACAUCAAGCCUAUGAGCUGUGGUUCAAACAGAUUUUGUUUGAGCUUGAUUCAGUGCGAGAUAUCUUCAUCAGCGGACAUGUCCGUGAUGAGCGCAAUAUGCUUAAGGUCAACACUCGCAUCCACAGGAUUGUUAUGAUCUUCAGGCUGCUGGUCGACCAGUUUGCUGUUUUGGAAACAAUGACAGCCUUGGACUUUUUUGACUUUAGGGAGUACUUGUCUCCGGCCUCUGGCUUCCAAAGUCUUCAAUUUCGUCUCUUGGAGAAUAAAAUCGGGGUGCCGGACAACCUGAGGGUGCCAUACAACAGACGUCAUUACAGGGACAAUUUUAAAGGCCAUGAGAGUGAGAUGCUGCUUGCUACUGAACAGGAACCAACACUCUUAAAACUAGUCGAGGAGUGGCUGGAGAGAACUCCUGGCUUGGAGGCGGAUGGGUUCAAUUUCUGGGAAAGGCUGGAAAUCAAUAUAUUCGAUGGUUUGAAUCAGGAGAAAGAAAAAAUUGAGAAAAUGCCAGAUGGCGAAGAGAAGGAAGAGCUGAUGGCUGAGCUGGUCAAACAGAAAGAAGUCUUCACUUCACUGUUUGAUGAAAAGCGACAUGAUCAUCUUGUGAGCAAAGGUGAGAGGCGGCUUUCUUACAAGGCUCUGCAAGGUGCUCUGAUGAUUUACUUCUACAGGGAAGAGCCAAGGUUCCAGGUCCCUUUCCAGCUGCUCACCUCCCUCAUGGAUAUUGACACUCUUAUGACAAAAUGGAGAUACAAUCAUGUAUGCAUGGUGCACCGUAUGAUUGGCAGCAAAGCCGGCACAGGGGGCUCAUCUGGCUACCACUACCUGAGAUCGACUGUCAGUGAUCGCUACAAAGUGUUUGUGGAUCUGUUCAACCUGGCUACAUUCCUUGUGCCUCGCCACUGGGUGCCGAAGCUGAAUCCCAACGUUCACACAUUCCUCUACAUGGCCGAGUGCUGCGAUAGCUCCUACUGCAGCAGUGAAGACUCAGACUAGGGCGAAUCUCAGUCAUGGAGUCCUGUCUUUGGACCACAAAGCCACAUAUACU
Molecule: messenger RNA, 1325 nt
Organism: Sphaeramia orbicularis (orbiculate cardinalfish)
Lineage: Eukaryota; Metazoa; Chordata; Actinopteri; Kurtiformes; Apogonidae
Gene: tdo2a
Product: tryptophan 2,3-dioxygenase a
Exons: 12
Coding region: 53-1273 (406 amino acids)
Molecular function (GO): metal ion binding; L-tryptophan 2,3-dioxygenase activity; heme binding
Source: RefSeq, a predicted model, not a curated record